AUGGGAAGAUCGAAGGUUAACCUACAACUAGCUUGUCGAAAGCUGGGUGAAGGCGGAUGUGGAGUGAUCUACGAGGUAGCACUCAUCGAGUCACCUCAUCGACGCUUUGCUUUCAAAGCGGAGAAUUCUGAUAGUGGACAUGAAGAAGAAUACCUAAAAAUGGAAGAGAAAGUGUUGAGAAAGAUCAACAAAAACAAUGCAAUUCAUUGUCCAAUGUGGAUUGAGAGUGGUAAAGUAUGUCUAUCAAGAAAUCACGCAGUAAUUAUUGUUCCAACAUUAAAGAAAAAACUUUUUAUAUUAUGUCAUAAACAAAAUUUUGGAUGGAAAUUCACAUUAUUCACCGUUACCGUUGUCGCAGUGCAGGCUGUGGACUCACUCAAAGAAGUCCAUGACGCUGGCUUUGUCCACCGUGACGUGAAACCGUCCAAUUAUGCGAUUGGAUUACCAGGAACACCGAAAGAAAAACUUAUCUACAUUCUUGAUUUCGGUUUAGCAAGAUCAUUCAGAGUAACUCCGGACGGUAAGGAAGCGCUUCGGAAUCCACGAAAACUUGUACAGUUCAGAGGAACGAAACGCUACUGUUCUGUCAAUGCCCACAGUCGGGAAGAGCAGGGUCGGCAUGACGACCUCUGGUCACUCUUCUACAUGCUCGUCGAAAUGCUUAUCGGCAGUCUUCCAUGGAAAAACAUGACAGAUCACGGACAGACCGAGCGCGAAAAAACCUUGAAAGAAGCCGAUCUUCUGGAACAAUGUCCCAAAGAGUUCGAGCUCUUUGUUGUUCACCUGAAACAACUCACUUAUGCGAUCGCUCCAGGUAUAACUGUGGUUCUGUGGCCAGAUGACUUUUAUGACUUCAUGUUUGCUAAGUUGCGAAGCAAAUGCACAGAAACACAUCCAAACUCCAUUGGAAAGACUUUUAAAACUUUGCGGAUGAAGAAACAUCAAAUUUGGAGAAUCUUCUUCAUAUUGAUGUUUCUAUCUAGAUAUCACAACAAAAUUUUCAAGCACGAUUAA
Molecule: messenger RNA, 1014 nt
Organism: Angiostrongylus costaricensis
Lineage: Eukaryota; Metazoa; Nematoda; Chromadorea; Rhabditida; Metastrongylidae
Source: the annotation of a GenBank genome assembly